Ruditapes philippinarum (Manila clam) is the source of this 690-nucleotide messenger RNA. Its product is annotated as DNA topoisomerase 1-like. The coding region runs from base 79 to 666 and encodes 195 amino acids. Lineage: Eukaryota; Metazoa; Mollusca; Bivalvia; Venerida; Veneridae. The record is from RefSeq and is a predicted model, not a curated record. The transcript is spliced from 3 exons.
GCCAAAACUAUAAAACAGUUGUGUAAAUCCGACAAUGAAAAUACUAAAACUCUGGCUACCAAUAUCUUUGAUGAAUGGAUGAAAAAAGUGAAGGGAAAUAAUAAUAACUCUGAUGAUAAAUCAAAGAAGACAAAGAAAGACAGGAAAGACAAAGACAGGGAUGAGAAGAAAGACAAAGACGAGAAAAAAGACAGUAAAAAAUCGUCCAGUAGCAAAAGUGAUAGCAAAACGAAUAGUGAACACAAAUCAUCGCACCACUCGGAGCAUAGAUCGAGCAGCGAACAUCGAAAUAGUAGUGAUAGUAAAUCAAAGAGCAGGGACUCUAAACACUCGCACGAUUCUAGUCAUCACAAUCACAAGUCAGAUUCAAGUAAAAAGAACCGAGACCGCGAUCAGAAGAUAGAAGAGGAGAACACAGAUUCUAAUUCCAAUGAUAGUGUCGAAAGUGACGAUAAAGUGACCGUUAGGCAAGGUUCGGGGCUCAAGUUGCAUAUUAAAUUAGGAAAUGAUAAGGAACGGACCUCAAGUAAAUCAGACGAAACAGAUAAGAAAAGGAUGUCAACUGUUAAAAGACCGCCAAGCAAAUUUAGAUCAACAGGUUGUUAUAUGUUGAAUAAAGAUUUGUGUUUUUUAAAUGAUUUCGAUCGUGUAAGAAGCACAAUCUAGCAGUGCCUUUAAAAAAAAAGAAAA